CGGCCCUGUCCCGCUCAGACAAUGCCCCGGAGCCGCCAGACCGCCGAGCCCCUGCCCCACCGCGGCCCCGGCCCUCGCCUACCCAGGGGCUCCGCGCCGCGAAAGCUCCAGCCCCCGAGGCUUGACGAGCAGGACUCCUCUCCACCAACUCAGUCCUCGCGGGGGUUGGGACCCCAGCCAAGAUCUCAGAACGGCAGGAGUAGGGGUGGGCGCUGGAGACAGCUGAAGUAAAAGGAGGAAACUGAGAAAUCAGCGCUGCCGGAGGGGCGACUGUGUGGAUGGGAUGGGGACGCCGGGGGAGGGGCUGGGCCGCUGCUCCCACGCCCUGAUCCGCGGGGUCCCGGAGAGCCUGGCGUCGGGGGAGGGUGCGGGGGCUGGCCUCCCUGCCCUGGACCUGGCUAAAGCACAGCGGGAGCACGGGGUGCUGGGGGGUAAGUUGAGGCAGCGGUUGGGGCUACAGCUGCUAGAACUGCCUCCUGAAGAGUCGCUGCCGCUGGGACCGCUGCUCGGCGACACCGCCGUGAUCCAGGGGGACACGGCCCUGAUCACGCGGCCCUGGAGUCCUGCCCGCAGGCCAGAGGUGGAUGGAGUCCGCAAAGCCCUCCAGGACCUGGGGCUCCGGAUUGUGGAGAUGGGGGACGAGAACGCGACGCUGGAUGGCACCGAUGUCCUCUUCACCGGCCGGGAGUUUUUCGUGGGCCUCUCCAAGUGGACCAACCACCGAGGAGCCGAGAUCGUGGCCGACACGUUCCGGGACUUCGCCGUCUCCACUGUGCCGGUCUCCAGCCCCUGCCACCUGCGCAGCUUCUGCGGCAUGGGGGGACCCCGCACGGUGGUGGCGGGGAGCAGCGACGCCGCCCAAAAGGCGGUCCGGGCCAUGGCGGCGCUGACGGACCACCCCUACGCCUCCCUGACCCUCCCAGAUGACGCAGCCGCUGACUGUCUCUUUCUGCGCCCUGGGUUGCCCGGGGUGCCCCCUUUCCUCCUGCACCGUGGAGGGGGGGACCUGCCCAACAGCCAGGAGGCACUGCAGAAGCUCUCCGACGUCACCCUGGUCCCUGUGUCCUGCUCUGAACUGGAGAAGGCAGGUGCUGGGCUCAGCUCCCUCUGCCUGGUACUCAGCACACGCCCCCACAGUUGAGGGCCUGGCCUUGGGGUCUUGGUUGGUCAGGGGUAGGGCAGUAUAGGGAGUAGAAGGGGCAGGAGAAUUAGAGAAAGGAUGGUGAAUAGUGGGAACAGGGUCCCAAGGUAGGGGGAGGGCAUAGUGUGGGAAAAAGGAUAGAGAUCAUUGGGUGAGUCUUCUCUCCCAGAACUAAUAAAAUAGAACUGACCUUUCAGA
Molecule: messenger RNA, 1339 nt
Organism: Eptesicus fuscus (big brown bat)
Lineage: Eukaryota; Metazoa; Chordata; Mammalia; Chiroptera; Vespertilionidae
Gene: DDAH2
Product: dimethylarginine dimethylaminohydrolase 2
Exons: 7
Coding region: 284-1141 (285 amino acids)
Biological process (GO): positive regulation of nitric oxide biosynthetic process; arginine metabolic process
Molecular function (GO): dimethylargininase activity; amino acid binding
Source: RefSeq, a predicted model, not a curated record